AUGACUGCGGCUGUGGACUCUAGUACCAUCUUCCAGGUGGAUGGCAUUGUGGCUGUCAUCACCGGUGGUGGUAGUGGUAUUGGCCUGACUAUGACCCGCGCGCUGGCUGCUAAUGGUGCUCACAAGGUUUACAUUCUGGGCCGUCGCCUGGAGGUCCUGGAGAGCGCCGCCGCCGAAUUCCCGGGAGUUGUCAUCCCUCACCAAGCUGAUGUGACCUCCAAGGCCGACCUCCAGGCCGCCGUGGACCGGAUCAAGUCUGAGGUCGGCUAUGUCAACCUGGUGGUCGCCAACUCCGGUAGCAUUGGACCCCCCGUCCGCUUCAACCCGGCCGCGUCUCUGCCGGAGCUGCGCCAGACUCUCUUCAACGACUUCUCCAUGCAGGGCAUGAACGAAGCGCUCAACCUGAACAUCACAGCCGCGUUCUUCACAAUGACCGCCUUCCUGGAGCUCCUGGAUGCCGGAACGCAGAACGCCCUCCGCGGCGGAUUUGGCAAGCCUCUGAAGGAGGGCAGCGAUGUGCCCUCGAUCCAGAGCCAGGUCAUCUUCACAACCAGCAUCUCGGCGUUCAGCCGUCACUGGACCUCGUCUCCUCCCUACCUGACCAGCAAGGUGGCCAUCAUGCAGGUGGCAAAACAUGCCAGUACUCAGCUGGCCAAGUUUGGCAUCCGUGUCAACGCGAUUGCUCCUGGCAUCUACCCCUCGGAGCUCGCAUCCGUUCUCAUCUCGAGCCGUAAGCCCGAGGAAGAGGCAUUCGAUGACCAGCGCUUCAUCCCCGCCCGACGGUUCGGAGGCGACGAGGAAAUGGCCGGUGCCAUUCUGUACCUGUCCAGCCGCGCAGGCAGUUAUUCCAACGGUUUAAUCCUCACUACUGACGGUGGUCGUCUGUCGGUCAUGGCCGGGACUUACUAG
This is a messenger RNA of Aspergillus aculeatus ATCC 16872, 909 nucleotides long. Its product is annotated as SDR family NAD(P)-dependent oxidoreductase. The transcript has 3 exons. The record is from RefSeq and is a predicted model, not a curated record. NCBI's taxonomy places the organism in Eukaryota, Fungi, Ascomycota, Eurotiomycetes, Eurotiales, Aspergillaceae. Bases 1 to 909 code for a protein of 302 amino acids.